Messenger RNA from Penicillium lagena, 1272 nucleotides. RefSeq lists its product as uncharacterized. Bases 1 to 1272 code for a protein of 423 amino acids. NCBI's taxonomy places the organism in Eukaryota, Fungi, Ascomycota, Eurotiomycetes, Eurotiales, Aspergillaceae. The record is from RefSeq and is a predicted model, not a curated record. The transcript has a single exon.
AUGAGGACCAAGCGAGGCCGCAUUGGGGAACCUGUCGCCCAAGAGGCGCCUAUACAGGAGGGUGUCGCAGCAGUCCCGGAAGAACCUAGUGCGCCAGAGCUUGCUGUACAAGAGGUCGGUCCCGAAGAAGAGGCUUCCGCUGCUGCGGGUGGUUUCUCCAGAGAGGCCUAUGGCCAGCAGGCUGCUGACGAGCCAGAAGGCGCUGCAUCUGCAAUUGCCGCCGCGGAUCAGACACAGACUCCUGCUGCUGAUGACGAAGGUGGUUUCUCAAGAGAAGCACACGGCCAGACAGGUGCUGACGAGCCCGAGGGCGCAGCAUCUGCGAUUGCCGCCGGGGGUCAGACAAAGACUCCUGCUGCUGAUGGCGAAGGUGGUUUGUCAAGAGAAGCACACGGCCAGACAGGUGCUGACGAGCCCGAGGGCGCAGCAUCUGCGAUUGCCGCCGGGGGUCAGACAAAGACUCCUGCUGCUGAUGGCGAAGGUGGUUUGUCAAGAGAAGCACACGGCCAGACGGGUGCUGGUGAGCCCGAGGGCGCAGCAGCAGUGCAGGUCGCCGCAGUGGCUCCGAUUGCGAAACCCACUACGCUACCCACCAGAGAAGACAUGCAGCAUGGCACAAGCCUCCCCGAGAUUGAGGACUAUGAUAAUACUGCCGUCACUGCGUCGGGCGCUGAUGCUGUGCGCAAUAUUCGCCCUAUAACAAGUCCGCGAGCAGACCGCAAGCUGAAGACCUGGUUCCGCGAUCGACUGAUUCGUCAGUCUAGUGAUGGCCCAGUCGCUGUGUACCCUCACCAGCCGGGGCCUGAGUUCGCAACGGACAGUGAGUCGGGGUUCACGGGAGGUGCUGCUCUGACAAAAAAAGACGAGCCCCGUGGUGCAGCGCUGAGCUCCCACCCUGUUACCGGGGCAGAUCUGGAGCCACAUGACAAUCGAACCUCCGGAAAUAACGCCAGCAAUGUUGAGGGAAGAAGCAUGUCGCCGACUGAGGAAGAGGCCGUUCAACCUCCUUCCCCGGCCCCGCAGAAUGGUGGUGGCAAGAAGAGCCGCCUGCGUCGGAGUUUCAUGAAGUCCGUGUCACGCAACACUCAAGAAUCCAAGACCAAUGGUGUCACAAAGCAGAGUUCCGAGGGAUCUCAGGCACUCUCUGAGUCUAAGAGUCGGGAUGUCCAGGGUCUCCGGAACAGCGCCGUUGAACAGGGCUUGCCUGUUCCGCCGGCCCUCGGUGAAGCUCCUAGCACCGGCCGUGAAUCAAGAUUUUCUGAGGAUCUGUGA